GUUUAUCAUCAAAUUUGUCAUCCAAAUUCCAAAUUAGAGCAAUCAAAAUAAAAGAAUUAAUUGUAUGUUUAAAUUUCUUCUUAAAAUACAUUAAAUUAAUGCUGAGAAACUGCUCCAACUAGAAGUCCUGUACCAUGAUAUAAAGAUCAUCAAGUUCCGGCUUUAUAGAAUUCCAAAUCGUCCAAAAUGACGAGCAUACGAAAGAAACAAAUCGAUGCUCUGAAGCAGAUGCUCAAUUUGAACGAACCCAUUUCCAAUCUAUCCGGCGAAACAGUAUGGAAAGUUUUGGUGUACGAUCGUUUCGGUCAAGAUAUUAUUUCACCGUUGAUAUCUAUCAAAGAACUGAGAGAAUUAGGAGUUACAUUACACGUACAAUUGCAUUCCAACCGAGAUCCAAUUCCGGAUGCUCCAGCUAUAUACUUCUGUAUGCCAUCUGAAGAGAAUUUGGGUAGAAUAUCUCAGGAUUUUUUGAACGGAUUAUACGACUUUUACCAUUUAAAUUUCAUUACUGCUGUAUCGAGACAAAAACUGGAAGAUUUAGCAUUAGCUGCUCUGGAAGCGAAUGUCGUAAUGAAUAUAUCAAAGGUUUUCGAUCAAUAUUUGAAUUUUAUCUCGUUAGAAGAUGAUUUGUUCAUUUUACGACAUCAGAAUAUCGAAGCAAUUUCAUAUUUUGCUAUGAAUAAAGGAAAUAUUAAAGAUUCGGAGAUGGAGAGCAUAAUAGAUAACACCGUUGACGGUUUAUUUUCAGCAUUCGCUACGUUAGGUAUUGUACCAGUUAUUCGUAGUCCACGUGGCAAUGCUGCUGAAAUGGUAGCCGAAAAAUUGGAUAAAAAAUUACGUGAAAAUUUACGAGACACGAGGAAUAGUCUUUUUACUGCUGAGUCCAGUUACAGUUUUCAGCGUCCACUUCUGAUUGUGCUAGAUCGAAAUGUAGAUAUUGCUACGCCUUUGCAUCAUACGUGGACGUAUCAAGCUUUAGCUCACGAUGUUUUGAAUCUUAGCCUGAAUCGAGUUGUUCUUGAUAAUAAAGGAAAGAAAAAAGUUUGCGAUCUUGAUAACAAUGAUACCUUUUGGAUGACCCAUAAAGGAAGUCCGUUUCCUACUGUUGCCGAAGCCAUUCAAGAAGAACUCGAGCAGCUUAGAACAUCCGAAGAAGAAGUAAAGAAACUGAAAGCUUCUAUGGGUUUGGAUAAUGAAAGCGAUAUAGUUUUUUCCAUGAUGUCUGAUAAUACGGCGAAGUUGACUUCGGCUGUGAAUUCCUUACCUCAACUCUUGGAAAGGAAAAGACUCAUCGAUAUGCAUACUUCAAUCGCUACCGAAAUUCUAGAUGCGAUUAAAUCUCGUAGGCUUGAUACGCUAUUCGAAGUCGAAGAAAAGGUCAUGUCUAAGACGUCGUUAGAUCGAAGUCUAAGCGAAUUAAUCGAUGAUCCGGAAUUCGGAACCGAUGAAGAUAAAUUGCGAUUGUUUUUAAUUUAUUACAUAUGCGCAGCUAAUUUAUCUAAUAGCGAAAUUGAUAAAAUUCACGGAGUCUUGGAAAAGGCUGGUUGCGAUAUAAAUCCCAUAAAUUACAUCAAACGAUGGAAAAUGUAUGCCAAUAUGACCACGUCAUCGAAUCAAAUAGCUGUAGGUGGUGGUACCAAAACCAUCGGAAUGUUUUCGAAAUUACUUUCGCAAGGGUCAUCUUUCGUAAUGGAAGGUGUGAAGAAUUUGGUGGUUAAACGACACAACCUUCCGGUGACCAGAAUAGUUGAUGAUUUCCUUGAAGGAAGAGAACCUACUACACCUGAUGGUGAUUACAGAUAUUUUGAUCCAAAACAAAUUAAAGUUACUGACGUUACACGAUCUAAAACUCCUUUCUAUGAAGCUAUAGUAUUCGUAGUAGGCGGUGGAAAUUAUAUCGAAUAUCAGAAUUUAGUGGAUUAUUGCAAAACUAAAUGGGGUGGUGCUGCUGCUGUGAAUGCAGGACGUAAGGUUGUUUAUGGUACUUCGGUUUUAAUGAAUGCCAAACAAUUCCUAAGAGAGCUUUCGUUGCUUGGUCAAGAAGUGAGCUGAAUACAUAUUUCAACAGAGAUAUUGAAUUUAAUCUGUAUUUUAUUUCCAUUGUUAUGUUAUUUCAUUAUGUUAGGAAUUAGCGCAUAAUGUUAUCUAAACGAAGAAAUUAUGAAGUAUCUAAUCUAUGUAGAGAUUUGGUUGUUGGUUAUGUCUUAAAAAUACUUCGUUUAGGUGCACAAAAAAUUAUCAAUUUAUAUCUUGAUGAAUUCUUGGGAAAUGAGAUGAUAAUGUACAUAUUUCGAGAAAUGUUAAGAGAUACCAAUUCAUAGCAAAUGGGUAUCGAGUCGUUAUUUAAAUAAAAGCGUGUUUCGAUUUGAAUUUCUAUGCUCUGUCAGCCAAUAAAAUGACAAAUACUGGCUUGUGGAACCCUAAGAACAUUCAGAUGGCCAUUUUCAACUCCUAAUACUAAAUAUGUAAAUCAUUGUCUGAAAAUAAUAUGUGCUGUGUACAAAAGGACUCGCAUGAAUAAAGUUUUGUAUCGUU
Messenger RNA from Planococcus citri (citrus mealybug), 2535 nucleotides. RefSeq names its product sec1 family domain containing Slh (gene Slh). The transcript has 14 exons. Gene Ontology annotation, cellular component: cytosol; Golgi membrane. The coding region runs from base 187 to 2052 and encodes 621 amino acids. NCBI's taxonomy places the organism in Eukaryota, Metazoa, Arthropoda, Insecta, Hemiptera, Pseudococcidae. Gene Ontology annotation, biological process: intracellular protein transport; endoplasmic reticulum to Golgi vesicle-mediated transport. The record is from RefSeq and is a predicted model, not a curated record. Gene Ontology annotation, molecular function: syntaxin binding.